AUGUCAGAGGACCUCACUGUAGAAGCUUUUUUGUUUGGGCUAUUGGUCUUUUCUGGCAUCCUUGGAAACAUCCUGGUUAUCCAUGUGGUGCUUCAGUCAGCUGUUGAAAGUCCUUCUGGGAGACUUCCUCCCUCUGACACUAUUUUGGUGCAUCUCUCUCUGGCCAACCUACUAACCUCACUGUUCCGCACUGUGCCCAUCUUUGUGUCUGACCUGGGCCUGAAUGUGUCCCUGUCCCCGGGCUGGUGCCGUGUCUUCAUGCUGCUGUGGGUAUGGUGGCGAGCUGUGGGCUGUUGGGUGACUCUGGCUCUAAGUGUCUUCCAUUGCACCACACUGAGGCGACAGCAGGUGGCCUUUGGACCUUUGGUACUGCAGAGGGAGAGGAGGCGGGUAUGGAUCGUUCUAGCACUGGUGUGGGGGGCAAACCUGGCCUUCUCAAUUCCAGCUCUGGUAUACAGCACUCACGUUCAUGGCAACGCCACUGUCGAGCUGAUGGUGAUCAGUUGCACCACCAGGCCUCUGCUGGGCUGUGUGUGGGAGUUUCCCAGCAUCCAGCAGGGCUCAGCCUUUGCCUCCACCUCACUGGCUUUUAAUGAAGUAUUGCCACUGGUGCUAAUGGUUUGUACCAACUUGGCUACACUUCAUGCUCUCGCAAAACACAUCCGAGCUGUAACCGCUGGUGCAGAGGCAGGGAAAACGCAUGGUGAGCUGGACAAACAUGUGGCCACUGAACGCAAAGCAGCUCAUGUCAUCAUGUCUCUAGUGUCGCUCUUCGUGGUCUGCUGGGUGCUGCAGGUUGCUGCUGUGACUUACUACAACCAUGAUGGGGGACACCACGCUGAAGGGCUGCUGACUGUGGCCCACUUCUCUGCAUCGCUAUUCGUAGGAUUCAGUCCCAUGGUGGUGGCCCUCGGUCACAGCAAGCUGAGGAGGAGAAUUAUGAGUAUGAUACAGGGCUGGUCUAAAGUUCUUAAUUGUCACAGUGAGUUGUCUGAUAAGGGGGGCACAUCCUCUAAGACUAAAGGAAAUCAAACCAUUUUUAUUGUUCAAAAAGAGCAAAAGGUCAUAAAAGUGGAGGAAAAGGUCAAAUCAAUAAAGUGAGUGCAAUGAUAUCAGACUAACAAACAUAUUCUAAUAUUUAUACUUAAAUGUGCAGAGAUGCAUCAUCAAUUUAAAUCCAGUGAUUAUGUGAUCUCUGUUUCUUCUGAACUGUUAAGUAUUAAUGUUCUUAUUUAAGAUAUUCUUUCACACAUGCAACUUAAACUUACACUUGUGUUGGUAGGUCAGCUAUCAUUACUGCAAAAGAUGAUUGUAUUGAUUUUACCCAAUUCAAUCCACUGCUUCUUUUUUCUAUGGGGGUGAAAUGUAUUCAAAUGACCCUUUGAGUUUCUCAUCUCAUUUUUUAUGGAUUGACUGUUCUAUACAGUCAAGCUCUAUUGUAAAUGUCAAUAUCAUGUACAAUUUCUCAGAAAGUUGUGAGCCCAAAACAAAA
This is a messenger RNA of Labrus bergylta (ballan wrasse), 1492 nucleotides long. It is a transcript of the gene ora4, whose product is annotated as olfactory receptor class A related 4. The record is from RefSeq and is a predicted model, not a curated record. Gene Ontology annotation, cellular component: membrane. Gene Ontology annotation, molecular function: G protein-coupled receptor activity. NCBI's taxonomy places the organism in Eukaryota, Metazoa, Chordata, Actinopteri, Labriformes, Labridae. Gene Ontology annotation, biological process: G protein-coupled receptor signaling pathway.